Molecule: messenger RNA, 7526 nt
Organism: Syngnathus acus (greater pipefish)
Lineage: Eukaryota; Metazoa; Chordata; Actinopteri; Syngnathiformes; Syngnathidae
Gene: syde2
Product: synapse defective 1, Rho GTPase, homolog 2 (C. elegans)
Exons: 8
Coding region: 204-4919 (1571 amino acids)
Biological process (GO): signal transduction
Source: RefSeq, a predicted model, not a curated record
CAGGCUGCAGCCAGUGUGCGUUCUGUGUCGGCGGCCGCCAGUGCAGAGGUGACAGACAGACAGGCAGCCCAGAAUGGAGACGAGGCUCCAGCAGCGGCGAGCCGAGAUCGCUGCGGCGAGAAAGGAGCACUCAUUCGACACUUGACUUCUGGAGCCGACGUGUUGAAAGGAAUUGAACAACAUUUCGGAGGCAAAGGAAAGGAAUGGCUGAUCCUCUGCGGAGGACUUUACUAGCGAAACUCCGUGGGAAAAAAAACAAGAAGGGAGAGACGCUCAGCGCUGGAUUGAGCUCCGCCAACGCGAAUGAGGGCCGAGAAGGUAAAGAAAAAGUUUUGCAAAUGCAGCGAGACCCGGUCGAGGCUCACCCGGUGGUAGUCACGCUAUCGGGCAUGGAUUACGCAGCCGCCGCCGCCGCAGCAGCAGCAGAGAGAAUAAGCACGUACGAGAAUUGUUUGGACGGCCCAGUGGCGCAAAGCACGGGGGUUGACUUGCUCCGGCUGAGUCCGUCAGCGGAGAUAGCCGGCUCACGUCCGCCGUUGCUCAGCAGCGGGGGCACGGCCAGGCAAAAUGGGCAGCUCCCGGGGGCAGGCUCACUUCACACAGCCGUUCCAGACGCUCAUGCGGCCCGCUGGGAGCACGCGUGCGAUGACACCAUCACCAUGUCCUUUGGAGAAACAACGCCUGCCCGGAGGAUGAUGAGGGGGAGGAGGAGGAGGAGGAGGAGGAAGAAAUACUUCAUCUCGGUCCCAUGGCAAUGCAGCGCGGGGGAUUCAAUUGGCUUCGGGGACAACUCUUAUCAUAUUUAUUCCUAUGCACCAAGUGUGCACUGCACUACUUCUCAUUGCCAACCUCUUGUCCAAAAGGAGUCGGCAAGUGUCCUCGCUGUCAAUACGGCACGUGAGGCCAACAGCCAAAGUUUGCUUGUGAACCCAGUAGUCCCUGCUCAAACAGAAGACACCCUCAUUGAAAUCCUCCAGCCUGCAUACUCGGGGGACUCCAGGGGCCGUCUGCAAAGCCCGGCCUUCUUCCCGACCGAGCUCCACUUGUGCGACAUUAGCGUGGCAUCCGUGGUCAAGCAUCCUUUAGACAGCGAAGACGACGAUUAUUACGAUAAUGAGAUCCUGCCUUUCUACGAAACCAGACGCAAAAGCGCAGGCGACGGAGGAGACGUUCCGACGCCGCCUCCGAUGGUUCAGGAUGAAGGACAGGCUGACGAGAGUCGUGGCGGCGCCCAGGAAACAGACAGGCUACGGAACCAGCUGAAAGAGGCUUAUUACCUCCUGAUCAACGCCAUGAAUGAUAUCCAUUUGGAGCAGCAGGCUUCAAGCCAGCGUCACAGCACCUCCUCCUGUAGUAGCCGCUCCAGGGACAGUUUGUGCUCGGGGGCCAGAAACGUGGACAGCGACUCCUGGUCCUCUGGGGGCGCCCAGCAGGUGUCUGACACGGAGUCCUUGCUACUGUGUCUCGCCGGAGGAAACAUCCGGUCAGGCCUCAACAGUAAGAGCCUGCUCAAUCUGAGCCCAACUCAGGUCAAAGCUACUUUAGUGCGCUCUGCUAGUGAGGGAGAUAUCAGGCGUCCACUUGAACCUUUGCAGCGCAUCCAUCCUCUCGGAAAGGGUCCGGACCUGAUUUCAGAGCUAAGAUCGGACGGGGACAGCGACCAUGCUGAAGUUAGAAGAGCCCGUGAGUUGUCGCCGCCGCCGGCGGUCUUCAAUGCUGGCGACCAUGAGCGUUUUCAAGCGGUCGCCGAUGUUGUGGAAAGCAGCGGUUCGCUCAACAGCCUUACGGGUUCUUCGGACGGCAACCCGGAGGGAUGGGCGCCUCCUGCUCACCAUAACAAGCUAGCGCAGGGGGGCAACUUAGUCAACAAGGGCUACGGCGUGACGGUCAACAAGAUGCAAGAGUGGAUGCACAAAGGUCGCCUGUUGUCGUCUGAAAUGAAGCAACGCAUAGAAGGUCCCUCUCAUCGGGCCAGCCCAACGGUAAAAUCUCUCACGUCCCCUGCCAGCAAGACAGCGCAGCUUUCAGCAGCUCUCACUGAGACUGUCCCAUGGCAAGAGGCUGCCAGGGCCAAUGAGCUUUCGGCGUGGCGACCGCACCUCCACACCAUCACAGUCGCCAAGAAGCGCAACUGGCUGCAGCAGAGCACCCUCGGAAAGAACCAUUGCACUAAGGAUGAGCUGCAAGCUGGCAAGCCGGGAGCUGAGGAGGAGCCCGGCCUGGCCUACCCACAGCCACAGCCACAGUCACAGGCGCCACCUCCGCCCAGUCCUUCUCCGGAGCAAAUGACAAGUUCAGGGGGGGCGCCGCCGGCUUCGCGGCCGGCCCACCUGCAUCUACCCGAGGUGAGCGUGGACCCAGCAGAAGAGAACGAUGCCGACGACGAAGGCGAGAUCUGGUACAACCCCAUUCCCGAGGAUGACGAGCUGCAGGUGUCCAACAGAGCCUCCGUCCGACUGCUCGACAGCAACGGGAGGACCUUGGAGAGCGGCGGGCCGGACUCACUUGGGGAAGGAAAUGCUGGCCGUUGGACAGACAGACAGAAAGCUCAGGAGGAGGGAGGGCCCUGCACCAGCAAAUCGGUUGAUGUUCCCGACUUUCCCAAUAGUGGUGGAUUCUCCCCUCCUUCCAGCCCAAACCCUACUAAGAAGAGCAGCUCCAUCAACUGGUCAUUCCCAGACAAGAUCAAAUCCCCCCGCACCGUCAGGAAACUUUCCAUGAAGAUGAAGAAGCUUCCAGAACUCAGCCGGAAACUCAGCGUCAAGGGUCAAAGCAGCGGGAAUGGAGGUGCUCCUUCAGAGCCCAGGUCCCAAUCACUUCGCGCUCCAGCUGUGGAGAUUGAAGCCACUUGCCCUCAGCGAUCGGCUCUAUCUGGCGCCGGGCUCGCCAGCCGAAACGUGAUCUCACGCUACCACUUGGACAGCAGCGUGUCCACGCAGCACAGCUUCGGUAAGAAGAAAAACAACGGCGGCGGCGGCGGCGGCUCCAAAUCUGCCAGUAAAGGUGGAUAUUUAAGCGACGGCGAUUCACCGGAGCUGGUGGCCAAAUCCGGGAAGCGCACCUCCGUCGAGGGCAAGGAAUGCCGAUAUAAUCACGUGGAAGGAGCCAGCGCGAGCUCCAAAGCAAACGGUACCGAUUUGGACAUCGAUGCUUUCCGCCAUUAUAGCUUCACAGAGCAGCCCAAAUGUAGCCAGUACAUCUCCGGACUGAUGAGCCUGCACUUUUACGGCGCCGAGGACCUCAAACCGCCUCGCGUGGACUCUCGCGAUGUCUACUGCGCCAUUCAAGUGGACUCGGUCAAUAAAGCACGGACGGCGCUCCUUACCUGUCGAACUACCUUCUUGGGAAUGGACCACACCUUCAACAUCGAGCUGGAGAACGCCCAGCAUUUGAAGCUGGUGGUGUUCAGCUGGGAGCCCACUCCCAGGCGAAACCGUGUCUGCUGCCACGGCACGGUGGUCCUACCCGCGCUCUUCAGGGUAAUACGCUCCCACCAGCUGGCGGUCAAGCUGGAACCCCGCGGGCUGAUAUAUGUCAAGUUGAACCUGAUGGAGCACUGGCAGAAUUCCUUGGACGGCGGAGGCGCAGAUGGCGGCAGGGAGCGCCAAGUCUUUGGUGUGGAGGCGUGGCGGGUGGUGGAGAGGGAAGACACCGGACUCCUGGUGCCGCUGCUGAUUAGCAAAUGCAUCAAUGAGAUUGAGAAGCGGGGUUGCCAGGUGGUGGGGCUGUACCGUCUUUGCGGCUCUGCAGCUGUAAAGAAGGAGCUACGAGAGGCCUUUGAGAGAGACAGUUAUGCCGUGGGACUGUGUGAAAACACCUAUCCUGACAUCAACGUUAUCACAGGCGUAUUAAAAGACUACCUACGAGAGCUGCCCUACCCUCUCAUCACCAAGCAGCUGUACGAGGCAGUAUUGGACUCCAUGGCCACCAGACCUCUGAGGAUGGGAGCAGCCGGUUGCGAGAACGACCACGCCGACUCCGAACACACCGUGGGCCUGUUGGACAUCCUUCCGGAAGUGGAGAGGAUGACGUUGCGGAAACUUCUUGACCAUCUGAAGUUGGUGGCGUCCUACCAGGAAGUGAACAAGAUGACAUGCCAGAACCUGGCCGUGUGUUUUGGCCCCGUGUUGCUCAGCCAACGUCAGGAGGCAUCUUGUCACACCAACCGCGUCUUCAUCGACUCCGAGGAACUCGCCAGUGCGCUGCACUUCAAGAAGCACAUUGAAGUCUUGCACUACUUGCUGCAGCUCUGGCCAGUGGUGGACCUUCCAAAUCAGCCCUCCUCCGCUGAAGGCCUGGACUCGCUGACAACGGUCCCUCCCCUGCGGCGGAGAAAAGAGCGGCCGCAGGUGUUGAACCUCACCGAAGCGGGGAUGGCGGGGGUUCUGCGGCCCAAAGCGGGACGCCUGGACAGCCCGAGCAACCGCUACGCCGGCGACUGGAGCGGCUGCGGCGACAGCUACUUCCCCGCCGAGACGCUUCUGCUCCCGCACGGCAAAGAAGAGGCCGAUUACGACGACGUGCCCUCGGAGGACACGGACGGAGACGAGGGGCUUGAAAAGCCUGACGAUGCGGACGCCGCCGUGCGGGACGAGCACUUGCAGACUCUGAGUGAGGAGGAGGAUGUGGUGGCAGAGGAGGAGGAGGAGGGGGAGGAGGAACAGCCAGACAAGAUUGAUGAAGACGAGACAAAGCAGGAUAAGAACGAGCCGUCGGAGGAGAAGGAAAGCGCGUGUGAGCACAUCUUGCCUCGGCGCCUGCACAAGGAGCACGCGUACCAGGCUUACAUGAAGAUCCAGGACAUCAGCCCCGUGCUGAGCAACAGGGUGAACCUGAGAGACCUUCAGGAGAGCAUAGACACUCUCAUAGGGAACCUAGAAAGAGAACUCAAUAAGAACAAGAUCAACGUGGGGUACUAACCAUUUGAGCUUUCCAAACAGGGACAACGUCGCAUUUCUUUCCCAUAGACAUUCAUUCAUUCAUUCCUUGCUGUUUUUUUGGCUUUGUCCUUGGUCUGGAUGUUGUUCUUUGGGCUCCAGUUUGGCGUUCCACGUCAUUGCUUUUCUUCUUAUGAGAAGAACCCAUUGACCCCUCCGGGGUUUCAAAGGUGCCUUAAUUGUGUGAAGGUGGUGGUACACCACAUGCAAAAUCCACACGCAGCAUCCUCUCCACGCUAGGAAGACUUGGAUGCUUUUCCACUACGUUGGAAAUAAUAAGCUCGGUAUGGUCACGUCUGACUGGCUCAAUCUCCAAAGUGGUAUUGUGUACGCAGUUGCUGACAGGACUAAACGCACACAUCCAGUUCAUUAUUCAUGGAUUUGUUUCAAAGUAAAACCUCCCACAGAUAUUUUCUCCUGGCAUGCUUCUGUCUGGAGCAACAUUUACAAUGGAGAGCUUCCACAUCUAGGAAAGAAUGGGAGAAACAUUAGAACUUGCAUGAAAUAUUUCUUUCCAACCAAAACAGGCAAUUAGAUGAUUGAAAAUGUGCUGAACAAACAAGGAGCUAGAAGAGAAAAGCCUCCAUCCUCCCUCAUUUUACCCAUUGGAGACAUGUGCUCAAGGCCACUAUUAGUGGGCUGCCCAGACCUUUUUGUGUGUGUCCUUGCGUUUCAUGGAAGAAAAAUACAAUUCCAAAUGUUACAAAUGAUAUCUGGAGCACAAAAUGCUCAUGUUACCAGCUUACCAUGAUGCAGGGCCAUCCAUCAGUUCUAUUCAUUGCACUUUCCUGAAUGAAGCAUAUCUCAAACAUCAGUCAAUCAAAUGGAAACAUUGCAAUGUCAGGAAUGAUUUGAGCCAGGGCGACCAAAUGCAGCUUGAACCGGGAUUUAUUGAAGGGAAAGGGAGUUGGGAGGGAGGGAGGGAGGGCGGUCGCUGGGUGGCUUGGGAGUCCCAAGACACAGACGGGAGAGAGACUCACGGCCAGCAAACAGACAGACCGACCGACCGACCGACCGACAGAAGUCCACUCGGACAAGGCUAAAAUUCUGACCGUGAACCGAGGGAAAACCAGACAACAAGAACAGGAACACCAGGUGCAAACAGGAACUGACAACAACAGUAGACACCGACAAAGAAGAACGCAAGGGCGGGCAGGGUUUAAAUACACAAGGUACCAAGAGGGAGCAGGUGACAGACAUUACGGUGACGAAGGGGUGCGGCUGAGGGAAGUCGCCGGCCGGCCCAGCGCGCUCUGGCACGGGCCUGACAUGCAAGGCAGUUUCCAUUCCUUUUGAUUUGCCCACCAUUCCCCCAAAACUGCAGUGGUUUGUACAGAAUGUAUGAGAGCUCCUCACUAAGCAAGAUGACACGAGUGUUAUGUUCUCAUGGCGACACUGUGAUUGAAAUCAUUCCAAUUUGUAUGAGGCCAAUGCACUUACAAAGCAGUCGAUGCUUUUAUUUGUCAUUGUGGUUCAUUCAAUUCGAGUAGUCUCUGUGUGCACUAAAUAGAGAGCAUCAUCUCUUUUGGUUGAAUAGAAACACACACGCUAUGACUGCAGUCAUUCAUACCUACAUAGCAUUGAUAUAGUAUUUCAUCUCAUGCAAAUGACAGUAAGUAGUGUUCACAAUGGCAGCUUUUCCAUACCAUGAUUUUUUGGGGAAACAUUGCUUAGUAUAGAGCCGCUAAAAACAAAUAAGCAGUGUGGCUAAAAUUGCAAUUCAAAGCUACAGUUUGAUCAGCAAAGCGUAUAUGAAUGCAUUUGUCGGAUGAGAUACGACUGGUAAGUUCAGUGUCAUCACCUUGGAAGUCUUAUGCCAUCCAGGCCCAUGAAGCAUUUUGGAAAUGAAUCAAAUCCCCAUUGAUUGCUUAUUUAUUGAGUCCAAUUCACCACAACUGAUGUCGAUAGAAUUCCUUGCUAACAGUUGUGUGAGCAGCAUCCAAGUCUCUAUAGCAAGAAGUGAUUGUGAGCAGCAUGUGGAGAUAUAAUAUAUGAAUGUCAAACUAUUGUUUAUCAGUCGCGCUUGGUCUUCUCUCAGCUCUCUAGCUAAAUGUGAAACAACAACUCAGCUGCCAAAGUAGACAAUGGACUUUUUUUAGUCCUCCAGUCAUGAAUUGAAAACAUAGUCAUCAGUAUUUGACCUAUAAAUCGAUAUGUAUAGAGUCGUAUAAGCGUAUUUGGAGUACAUUUUUGUGUGUGUAUUUAUAUGCUUCUGACCUCAUAGUGUUGUCGACUUUUACAAAUAUGUAGUCGUUGCUUUUCUCCCCUGUACGUACACAUCUUCAUGUGCUGGACUAAUGGUACAAGUGGAGCUGUACAAUGUAUGAUAAAGCUGUCUUGUGUAUAUAGUUGUAUGAGAUUGUCUUUGGUGGACUGAGCUGUGUUCAGCAUUGGAGGUGUUGGGAUCUUUUUUAAGGUACUGAACGGUCGGUCGCAUGGUCAAAAGCUUUAUUGACAUGAAAUGAGGCCAUUUCUAAUCUGCCGCGUAUUUAUGUGUCAAAAGAGCAUUUUGUGAAGAGAAAAUGAAAGAGAAUAUUACUUUGCAUUGAUCCUGAGUCAUGUACGAUCAUAAUAAAGUAUAUCAUUUGA